Gallus gallus (chicken) is the source of this 5446-nucleotide messenger RNA. RefSeq names its product calcium dependent secretion activator (gene CADPS). The transcript is spliced from 33 exons. Gene Ontology annotation, cellular component: glutamatergic synapse. Gene Ontology annotation, biological process: dense core granule exocytosis; positive regulation of exocytosis; synaptic vesicle exocytosis. Bases 85 to 4308 code for a protein of 1407 amino acids. The record is from RefSeq and is a predicted model, not a curated record. Lineage: Eukaryota; Metazoa; Chordata; Aves; Galliformes; Phasianidae.
GGCGCGCGCGGGCGCGGCGGCGAGCGGAGCCGGGCAGAGCCGCGCCGUGCCGAGCUAGCCGUAGCUCCGGCCUCAACCGCCGCGAUGCUGGACCCGUCGUCCAGCGAGGAGGAGUCGGAGGAGCUGGUGGAGGAGGAGAGCGGCAAGGAGCCGCUGGCUCCCGCCGCCGCCCGCCUCUCGCCCAGCCGCCCCGGCGAGAGCCCCGGCCCCGGCGGCGGCGGUGGCGGCGGCGGAGGGCUGCAGCCGGGCGGGCGCGCCGGGGGAGCGGCUCGGCCCGCGAGCCCCAGCCCGUCGGUGGCCAGCGAGAAGGAGAAGGAUGAGCUGGAGCGGCUGCAGCGCGAGGAGGAGGAGAGGAAGAGGAAGCUGCAGCUCUACGUCUUCGUCAUGCGCUGCAUCGCCUACCCCUUCAACGCCAAGCAGCCCACCGACAUGGCCCGCCGGCAGCAGAAGAUUAGUAAGCAGCAGCUCCAGACAAUCAAAGAUCGUUUCCAGGCCUUUCUCAAUGGAGAAACCCAGAUUGUGGCAGACGAAGCAUUUAUAAAUGCUGUCCAAAGCUACUAUGAGGUGUUUCUGAAAAGCGACCGCGUUGCAAGGAUGGUGCAGAGCGGGGGGUGCUCAGCCAAUGACUCCCGAGAGGUCUUCAAGAAGCACAUUGAGAAGAGGGUGCGCAGCCUGCCCGAAAUCGAUGGCCUCAGCAAGGAGACGGUCCUGAGCUCCUGGAUGGCCAAGUUUGACGCCAUUUACCGCGGCGAGGAGGAUCCCCGCAAGCAGCAGGCCAGGAUGACGGCGAGCGCUGCCUCCGAGCUCAUCCUCAGCAAGGAGCAGCUCUACGAGAUGUUCCAGAACAUUCUGGGGAUCAAGAAAUUUGAGCAUCAGCUGCUGUACAACGCUUGUCAGCUGGACAACCCAGAUGAGCAAGCAGCGCAGAUCAGGCGUGAGUUGGAUGGACGUCUGCAAAUGGCAGAGCAAAUCGCCAAGGAACGCAAGUUUCCCAAGUUCGUGUCCAAAGAAAUGGAAAACAUGUACAUCGAGGAGCUGAAGUCGUCUGUCAAUCUCCUGAUGGCCAACUUAGAGAGCAUGCCUGUGUCUAAAGGAGGCUCCGAGUUCAAGCUACAGAAGCUGAAGCGUAGUCACAACACCUCGAUAAUUGACAUGGGAGAAGAAAAUGAGAACCAGCUGUCCAAGUCAGACGUUGUGUUGUCGUUCUCCUUGGAGGUCGUCAUCAUGGAGGUGCAGGGUCUGAAGUCAUUGGCCCCCAACCGCAUCGUGUACUGCACCAUGGAAGUGGAAGGUGGUGAGAAACUGCAGACUGACCAGGCUGAAGCAUCAAAGCCCACCUGGGGCACCCAAGGAGACUUCACGACAACCCAUGCGCUUCCUGCAGUGAAGGUGAAGCUGUUCACAGAGAGCACGGGUGUGCUGGCGCUGGAGGACAAAGAGCUUGGGAGGGUUGUUCUCCAUCCCACUCCCAACAGCCCAAAGCAGUCAGAGUGGCACAAAAUGACAGUUUCAAAAAACUGCCCAGAUCAAGACCUGAAGAUCAAGCUUGCUGUACGAAUGGAUAAGCCCCAAAACAUGAAGCACUCUGGAUAUUUAUGGGCCAUUGGUAAAAAUGUUUGGAAGAGAUGGAAGAAAAGAUUCUUUGUCCUGGUGCAGGUUAGUCAAUAUACAUUUGCUAUGUGCAGCUACCGGGAGAAAAAAGCUGAACCUCAAGAGCUGCUGCAGCUCGACGGAUACACUGUGGACUACACCGACCCGCAGCCAGGUUUGGAAGGUGGCAGAGCAUUCUUCAACGCUGUGAAGGAAGGAGACACAGUGAUUUUUGCAAGUGACGAUGAGCAGGACCGCAUCCUGUGGGUCCAAGCCAUGUACCGAGCCACCGGCCAGUCUCACAAACCUGUGCCGCCUACCCAAGUGCAAAAGCUAAAUGCUAAAGGAGGAAACGUUCCCCAGCUAGACGCCCCAAUCUCUCAAUUUUCUGGACUCAAGGAUGCAGAUAGAGCUCAAAAGCAUGGCAUGGAUGAAUUUAUCUCUUCCAAUCCCUGUAACUUUGACCACGCUUCACUCUUUGAGAUGGUUCAGCGCCUCACUUUGGACCACAGACUUAAUGAUUCCUAUUCUUGUCUGGGCUGGUUUAGUCCUGGCCAGGUCUUUGUGCUAGAUGAGUAUUGUGCACGUAAUGGAGUGAGAGGCUGUCACAGACAUCUCUGCUACCUCAGAGAUUUGCUAGAGCGCGCAGAAAACGGAGCUAUGAUUGACCCCACCUUACUUCACUACAGCUUUGCCUUUUGUGCAUCACAUGUUCAUGGCAACAGCCACCACAUGGCAGAGUUGCUUGGCGGGUCACAGCCAAGCACAGACGGCGAGGGGGGCAAAGUGUCUCAACCCUCCGCUGCUGAAGUGGAGACAAAAAAGGAUUCCAAAAAGGAGUCCAAAAAAAGGAAAGAUUCCAAAUCCCAGCCGAAUCCAGAGCCAAAAAGGCCGGAUGGGAUAGGAACGGUAACCGUCGAUGAGAAAGAGCGAUUUGAAGAGAUCAAGGAGCGGCUGCGUGUGCUUCUGGAGAAUCAGAUCACGCACUUUAGGUACUGCUUUCCAUUCGGCCGUCCAGAAGGUGCGCUAAAAGCCACUCUAUCGCUUCUGGAAAGGGUUCUGAUGAAAGACAUAGUUACUCCAGUCCCUCAAGAGGAGGUAAAAACAGUCAUCCGUAAAUGCUUGGAGCAAGCAGCUCUAGUCAAUUAUACUCGACUAUCAGAGUAUGCCAAAAUUGAAGGGAAAAAGAGAGAAAUGUAUGAGCAUCCUGUCUUCUGCUUGGCCUCUCAAGUGAUGGAUUUAACCAUUCAGAAUCAAAAGGAUGCAGAGAAUGUAGGCCGGUUAGUCACACCAGCUAAAAAGUUAGAAGACACAAUACGUCUGGCAGAAUUGGUAAUUGAAGUCCUCCAACAAAAUGAAGAGCACCACGCAGAGGGGAAAGAGGCCUUUGCUUGGUGGUCAGACUUAAUGGUUGAGCACGCGGAGACCUUCCUGUCGCUGUUUGCGGUGGACAUGGAUGCUGCGUUAGAGGUGCAACCCCCCGACACGUGGGACAGCUUUCCGCUCUUUCAGCUUCUAAACGAUUUCCUCCGUAGUGACUAUAAUUUGUGCAAUGGAAAGUUCCACAAACACCUCCAAGACCUGUUUGCUCCACUUGUUGUUAGAUAUGUCGAUCUGAUGGAGUCCUCAAUUGCACAGUCAAUUCACAGGGGCUUUGAGCGGGAGUCAUGGGAGCCAGUAAAGAGUUUAACAAGUAAUCUGCCCAAUGUGAAUCUACCAAAUGUGAAUCUCCCUAAAGUACCAAAUCUACCAGUUAACAUCCCGCUAGGCAUCCCACAAAUGCCUAGCUUUUCUGCACCGUCAUGGAUGGCUGCUAUUUAUGAUUCUGACAAUGGAUCAGGCACCUCAGAAGAUCUGUUCUGGAAACUGGAUGCCCUACAGACCUUCAUCCGGGAUUUGCACUGGCCUGAGGAGGAGUUUGGGAAACACUUGGAGCAGCGCUUGAAGCUUAUGGCGAGUGACAUGAUCGAGUCCUGUGUGAAGAGAACCAGGAUUGCAUUUGAAGUAAAACUGCAGAAAACCAGCCGAUCAACAGAUUUCCGAGUCCCUCAAUCAAUAUGCACCAUGUUUAAUGUCAUGGUAGAUGCCAAAGCUCAGUCAACAAAGCUUUGCAGCAUGGAAAUGGGCCAGGAGCACCAGUACCAUUCAAAAAUAGAUGAACUAAUUGAGGAAACUGUCAAAGAAAUGAUAACACUCCUAGUGGCAAAGUUUGUCACCAUUUUGGAAGGAGUCUUGGCCAAACUGUCUAGAUACGAUGAAGGAACUUUGUUUUCUUCUUUCCUGUCAUUUACUGUGAAGGCUGCUUCCAAAUACGUGGAUGUACCCAAGCCGGGGAUGGAUGUUGCUGAUGCCUAUGUGACAUUUGUCCGCCACUCUCAGGAUGUCCUGCGUGAUAAGGUCAAUGAGGAGAUGUAUAUAGAAAGGUUAUUUGAUCAAUGGUACACCAGCUCCAUGAACGUCGUCUGCACCUGGCUGACGGACCGCAUGGACCUGCAGCUGCACAUCUACCAGCUGAAAACGCUCAUUAGGAUAGUGAAGAAAACAUACCGGGAUUUCCGAUUGCAAGGCGUGCUGGACUCCACCUUGAACAGCAAAACCUACGAGACCAUUCGGAACCGGCUGACAGUAGAGGAGGCCACGGCGUCGGUCAGCGAGGGCGGAGGGCUCCAGGGGAUCACCAUGAAGGACAGCGAUGAGGAGGACGAAGAGGAUGACUAGGGCAGCUGGCCCGGCGUCCGUGCAUGUACCUCGUCCAUAACUCAGUUAGCCACAUUAGGAAUUCUUCUGUCAGCUCUAAAUGCCCAUGAGAAGUUUACCAAUACAAAUGCCAUGUUAGCUGUGUGGUAAUAAGGUUAGCACCUCUCUUCGAUUCAUUGGUUUCCUGAUUUCAUAUCUGUAUGUUCAUAAGCAAUAUGGAGCACCAUUGUUUAAUACUGUUAAUGGAAAAUUACAUAGAAAACAUACUAGGUGUGUCCCUGUUAUAAUUAAACAAUGCUUCAUUAAUGUACUGUAUAUACAUUGAUGGUAAAUUGUUGUGAAGAUGAGUGAAUCGAGUCCUUUCAUCUCUUUGUUUCUCUUCUGUGGAUGCCAACUGCUUAAAAUUAAUAAAUAAAUAAAAAACCAGCUUUGUUUUUAAAAGAAAAAUGAGGCAAUUACAAAUGAUUUUUUGUUCUCUCUGUUCAUUUAAAAACCAGAAAACAAACAAACCCAGACAGCCGUUUGAAUCAUUCUGCAUCCUUGUUAAUAUCCCAGGCUCUUCCCUUCAAUAUGCAGUUAACUCCAUGAAGGCUACAUCCCAAAGGAUUAGUCAUUCUAAUUGCCACACCAGAUUAAUCCUAUCAUUAUGGAUAUAUCAUGCCACAUUACAAGUCCAAAGCAGUUGUUUUAUGUUGACAUUUGCUCCUCUAAAUGUUACACUUUUGUUUAAAUCUCAAAUAACCGUGUAUGUACAAAGACAACUUUAAUUACAACCUUAGACUAUACAAAUGUGUUUAUAAUUAUAUAUUGAAUAUUUAUUUCAGUAGAUUGUAACCAUAAUUUACAACUCCUCUGUUCAACAAUGGUUUUUAUAUAUGUCAUGUACAUUGCAUUUUGAGCAGUAACUGCAUGUCCAUCAAUCCCCCUUCCGGAGCUCUUCUUUCUGUGUAAAAUAGUGAUAAUCCAUCUUGCUUUUUUUGCCUUAUACAAGCCGACAGUUGUAAAAGUGUGAGAACUGUGGCUUCUCAAUAAAUAACUAUUCAGAUGUCCUAAGAAUAAAUUAUGGAGUCUUUUUAUGUCUGCCUUAGAAAAAAAUAAUAAUAACAAGCUGAGAUGUAAGAGCCCCCACCUCUCAGAAUAAAGGCAUUUUCUUUUCUCA